Rhododendron vialii is the source of this 3541-nucleotide messenger RNA. Its product is annotated as probable LRR receptor-like serine/threonine-protein kinase At3g47570. The record is from RefSeq and is a predicted model, not a curated record. Gene Ontology annotation, cellular component: plasma membrane. Gene Ontology annotation, biological process: protein phosphorylation. The transcript is spliced from 2 exons. Bases 145 to 3246 code for a protein of 1033 amino acids. Gene Ontology annotation, molecular function: protein kinase activity; protein binding; ATP binding. Lineage: Eukaryota; Viridiplantae; Streptophyta; Magnoliopsida; Ericales; Ericaceae.
CCUUUUCACCUGCACCAACACCUACUUAGUCUCUUAGAGAAAGGCAAGAAAAGUCAUCAGCAGAAGACCCAAAUUUCCUACAUAUGCUAGCUGGUUCUAACUUUUUAGACUAAAAAAAUUGCAGUAUCGGCAUCCCUUGAAGUCAUGUCAUCUCUGUUAAUUCACAAGAUCAAGCUACUCAGCUUGGUGUUAAUUUUCAGCGUAGCUACAAAAGUAGCUGGCAGAUUAAGCGCCGAAACGGAUCAGCAAGCAUUGCUUUCCUUCAAGGACCUUAUAACCAAGGAUCCGCUUGGCUCCUUAAGUUCCUGGAACAAUUCACUCCAUCUCUGCGAAUGGGAUGGAGUAACGUGUAGUCGCCAGCAUCAGAGAGUAGUGGUUCUGGACUUGAGGGGAAAAAGCCUGAGUGGGAUCAUAUCACCUUUCCUUGGAAACCUCUCCUUCCUGAGAUCCAUUAACCUCCAAGACAACAAAUUUAACGGCAAAAUUCCCCGAGACCUCAGCCGUUUGUUCCGGCUGCAGCAUCUAAAUCUCAGUGGUAAUUUCAUUCAAGGGGAAAUUCCGGCCAAUUUGUCAAAUUCCCUCCGUGUUGUUGAUUUAUCGUUUAAUGAACUGGUUGGAAAAUUGCCGGCAUCAUUUGUUUCUUUCUCCAAUCUCACUUUUAUUGGGCUUUACACCAACAAUCUCAUCGGAGGGAUUCCACCAUCUCUCGGUAACCUCUCUCUCCUCCGAACAAUAAGAUUGGGGCGUAAUAGUAUCACAGGAACUAUUCCAUAUUCCAUCGGUCGGCUUCCCAACCUUCAGGUAUUCGGCAUUGGAUUGAAUAAAUUGUCAGGUACUGUCCCUCCCCCACUUUAUAAUAUCUCAACUCUCACGCAGCUAAUCAUUCCAGCUAACCAACUUACCGGCAGUUUACCCCAUGAUAUUGGCCUCACUCUCCCCAACCUCCAAAGUAUAAGCGUUGCGGAAAACCAAUUUUGGGGACCCAUUCCAGUUUCUCUUUCUAAUGCAUCCAGGUUGGAAUACCUUGAUCUAUCGCAAAAUAACCUUUCCAGGCCCGUUCUCUUUGACCUAGGGAGAAAAAUGAAGGAUCUAGUGUGGUUAAAUCUGGGUGAUAACAAUUUAGGCUCCGCGGAUGCUAGGGACUUGAGGUUCAUCGAUUCGUUAACUAACUGCAGCAAGCUACAAAAAUUGGCUUUCGCUGGAAAUGGUUUUGGUGGUGUUUUACCCACUUCCAUAGCCAAUCUCUCAAGUCACCUCAAUUUGUUAGUAGCAGGACGGAACCAGCUUGUUGGAAACAUACCCGCGGGAAUUUCUACUUUAGUCAACUUAGCUGCACUUGGUUUGGAAGAAAACCUUUUUUCGGGUGUCAUUCCCUUUGAAAUAGGGAAGCUUAGAAACCUCGAAUUAGUAAGUUUCCAUAAAAACAAAUUGUCCGGUCCGAUCCCAGAAAGCAUUGGAAAUCUCACUCGAAUAUUUGGGCUAGACCUUGAGGGGAACAACUUCAAUGGAACCAUUCCUUCAAGUAUUGAAAACAUCCUGGGCUUGCAAACCUUGGAUCUCUCAAAUAAUUUCUUAACUGGUCCCAUACCCAAAACAGUAGGCCUUUUCUCCACUUUAACCUUCAUGAACUUGGCUCAUAACGCUUUUAUUGGUGUCCUGCCACUCGAAAUCGGGAAAUUGAACAAUCUCCAAGAACUAGAUGUUUCGGAGAACAAGUUGUCUGGACAUAUUCCUAGUACUCUGGGAAGUUGCUUGAAAUUGGAAGCCCUUUUUCUAGAGGGCAACACGUUUCAGGGUAGUAUUCCUCCCUCUUUUAGCUCCUUGAAAGGAAUUGAAAGUCUGGAUCUUUCACGCAAUAACUUGUCCGGCCAAAUUCCAGAAGAUCUAGCUGCCCUCGUUGUUUUAAAGAAUCUGAACUUGUCCUUUAACAACUUGGCUGGUGAGGUGCCCUCGCAAGGUGUCUUUGGAAACUUGAGUACAAUUUCACUUGUUGGGAACAAAGGGCUUUGUGGAGGCAUUGCAGAAAUGCGAUUACCUGCUUGCCCAAUGUCCAAGAAGAAGGGGAAUCGCUUUGUCUUUAAAAUUAUUGUUCCAUUUGCUUGCGUGAUCCUGUGUCUUUCACUGGUGCUAUUUUUUGUUGUCCUUCUUAGGAAAAGAAAACAAAAAAACAAAUCUCUCGCCCAACCAUUCAUCGGAGACGAUUACUUGAGGGUUUCAUACGAUCAGCUUGUUAAAGCUACUGGUGGAUUCUCUUCAUCAAACUUAAUUGGAGCUGGAAGUUUUGGCACCGUGUACAAAGGAAUUCACCAUGAAGGCAAAAAACUGAUUGCAGUCAAGGUGCUCAAUCUUGAACAAAGAGGAGCUUCCAAGAGCUUCAUGGCUGAAUGUGAAGCUCUAAGGAACACAAGGCAUAAAAAUCUUCUUAAGAUUAUAACAGUGUGUUCAAGUGUAAACCAUGCAGGUGAUGAUUUUAAAGCACUAGUUUUUGAGUACAUGCCCAACGGAAGUUUAGAGUUGUGGUUGCAUCCAGGGAAAGAUACACCACACCAAGAAUGGAACUUAAGUCUUUCCCAAAGGCUAAACAUAGCAAUUGAUGUUGCAUGUGCCUUAGAAUACCUUCAUCACCAUUGUGAAACUCCAAUUGUUCACUGUGAUCUAAAGCCAAGCAAUGUUCUCAUUGAUGAAGACAUGAUUGCCCAUGUGGGGGACUUUGGGCUGGCAAAGUUUCUCACCAUAAAUAGCAGUAAAAAUGAUGGUGGACAGACAAAUUCACUUGCAAUCAAAGGCUCUAUAGGAUAUGUUGCCCCAGAAUAUGGAAUGGGAGGGAGGACAUCGAAAGAAGGAGAUGUUUACAGCUACGGGAUUCUUUUAUUGGAAAUGCUGACAGGAAAAAGACCAACACAUGAAUUCUUUGCAAAUGGACAAAGCCUUCGUGAAUUUUGUAUGUUGGCACUGCCAGAGAGAGUGAUGGAGAUUGUGGAUCUGCACAUGCAACUAGAAGAACCUACUAAAGUUGAAAACGAUGCUCAAAACGAAAAAGUUAGACAAGCCAAAAUAAGAGAAAGCUUAAUUUCCCUUGUGAGGAUUGGGAUUGCAUGUUCUGCAGAAUCCCCUGGCCAGAGGAUGAACGUCAAGGACGUGAUCAUAGGAUUAACGACAAUAAAGGAAGUAUUAGUUGGAGUAGAUAUCCAUGCCGGAAGACAACUGAGGAUGCGACUCAGUGGUGAAGGAACUUCUCAAGAAUAGCUACUAAGAGUACCCCGGGAGGAAUUGACAAUGCGGAAGAUGCUUCGAACAUCGAAGUGCAAUCAUUUAGUUAGAAAGGCCAAAACCCAAAUGUGCAGGCUGGUUUGUUUAUCGUAUGUAAGUUGGGAAGAAUAAAAGAAGAAGAAGGUGAAAGUGCUGUCCUGUAUGUAAUUUUGGGUCUUCAAGUACUCAUAGUUGUGUGAAUUUAAUAUCAUAUGUAUGUAAAACAUAUCAAAUCAUGAGGAACUUUAUUGGUUUGGUAGGAAAUGUAACAUUUAGGAACUUUAUUGGUUUC